Messenger RNA from Hibiscus syriacus, 591 nucleotides. RefSeq lists its product as uncharacterized. The transcript is spliced from 2 exons. Gene Ontology annotation, cellular component: cell wall; plasma membrane. Lineage: Eukaryota; Viridiplantae; Streptophyta; Magnoliopsida; Malvales; Malvaceae. Bases 1 to 591 code for a protein of 196 amino acids. The record is from RefSeq and is a predicted model, not a curated record.
AUGGUGUUUUGUAGUAGGGGGAAUGUUGGUGCAUGGCUUUGCAACAAAAGUUUGUAUUUUAAACAAAGUGGUGUUUGCAGUAGGGGAAUGUUGGUGUGUAUGACCUGGAGUAAGCUGGCUUCUCACGAGGGUCCUCAUCGCCUAGUGAAUUCGACUAAUGGUGUCUUGCUACCUCCCAAACAAGAGGAUUUCACAUCUCCACUUCCAGGCUGGAUCAUCGAAUCAUUUAAAGCACUGAAGUUCAUUUAUUCAAAGCACUUCAAUGUUCCGGCAAGAUAUGCAGUCGAGCUCGUUGCAAGGAGAGAAAGUGCCAUUGCACAGGUUCUCAUGACAGUCCCCAAUAAAACAUACAAGAUGACAUUAGUCAUCGGAGAUGCUAGGAACGGUUUCCAUGGAGAAAUGAUGGUGGAGGCAUUCGCCGCCAAACAAACCGCCAAAGUUCUCUUCACGUCUAGGGAGAAAGGUGAAUUCAAGGCUGCAAGCUUGGUUUUCAAAGAAGAUUCAGCCAGGACAAGGAUUACAUUCUACAGCUCCUACCACCACACCAAGACUAAUGACUUUGGGUCUCUCUGCGGUUCUGUUUUUGGAUGA